UACACUUUUUACUGGCCCAUUCCUCCACUUAUCUCAUACACCACCACUUUUACAUACAGUCCCUGUUUCUGCUGCGGGAAUCAAUUUUAGGAAUUCUGUAUAAUGCUUUUCUCUUCCUUCUAGUUUCUCUUAUUGUCAGUUUUCCUGCUGGAAUUUUCACAGGAGAAGAAGUAGAGAUGGAACUGGGCAAUGCUGCGCAGGAACAGUUGCAAAAAGCAGUUUCAUGGGCACCAAUAACGCCCGACAAGUGCGUGUUAGCAACACCAGAAUUUAACUCUAAUAAUGCUGAUUUCAACAAAUUUUCGUCCAUAAGUAGUUCAGAUAACAGCCUAAAAAAGGAUGAGGAGGUUUCUGCUGUGAUUGAAGGGAGGAGCAAAGUCCAAAGUGGAAAACUGGAUUGUGAUUCUAAAUCAGCUUCCAUGUCUCCUUCAACUCCUAUUCAGAAGGGUUAUCCCAGGAAGAAACAGGGUGGUAUCUUUGACCUGAAUGACAGACCAAGGAAGAAACCUAGAUUGAAAAAACACAAACCAAAAAUCUUUGAUGAAAGCAAGCCCAAAAAGACUCCAAAGCCUAAGAUAAAGCCUUCGACUCCAAAACCAGUUAACUUAAAGGCAAGUGCUAGGACAAAGAGUAAACUAAGAAAGGACUGCGACAAAGUCUCAGUUGAUUUAUCAGGAGAUAGUGAUAUGCAAGCACCUAACAGAAAGACUCCAGGAACUAUUCCUGAAUCUCUAGUCCUAAAGGUUUCAACUCCUCAGCCGGAAAUGGAGCACAAUAUUAAUGUAGAUCUUGGGCAUGAUGUGAAGUCAUGCAGACGAGCUCUAGAUUUUAAUUUGGAAAUUGAGAAUGAUGUUAUUUCCGAGAGAGCUGCAGAAGUGAUCAAAGAUCAUGUAACACAUAGUUGCAACAAAUUCUUGACAAAUAGACUGGACGGUGUUAACGAGCAAGCAGUUGAAACUGAUAUCAACUGUGCUGCAAAUGUAGACAAGGAGUCACUGAUUCCGAACUUGAUUGUUCUGGCAAAAGAUGAAAGCAGCCAUGACACACGUGCUAGCCUGUUGAAAGCUAAUUUACAUGACGGUUAUGAUAUUAGCACCACUGGCUUAGAACAUAAUAUAGAGGCAGAGUCAACUUCCCAGCCCAACCGAGAAAAUGAAGCUAGUACCUGCCAAAUUGACCAAAGAGCCUGCCAGCAUCAUAUUCUGAACGUUUAUAAAAGGAGGACCAAAAGUAAAACAGGUAUGAUGUCCUUGCCAGGAAAUGAAGCUGGUAUCUACCAGAAUGACCAUGGAACAACGGACCAAAUUGGUUGUCAGAAUCGUUUUCUGAAAGUUUAUGGAAGGAGGAGAAGAAGAAACAUUGGUACCUUGUCUUUGGCAGGAAAUGAAGCUGAUAUCUACCCGAAUGACCAUGAAGCCCCAGAUCAAAGUGAUUCUCAGCAUCAUUUUCCAAAAGUUUAUAAAAGAAGGACAAGAGGUAACAUUGGUACUAUAUCUUUUAUAGGAGAUGAAGCUGAUCUCUACCAGAAUGACCGAGGAUCUGCGGACCAGACUGGUUGGCAUUUUCCAAUAAUAUGCAAGAAAAGGAGGACUAAAAGGAGAAAAGCACUUGUGUUUUUCAAUUUUUUGAAUGCUCAUCAUGCAGACAAAGGCCAGAAUGCAUUGAAUACUGAUAUGAGAUGCAAAGUGUCUUCCAGUGCAAAGAGGAGGUAUGGAAGAUUUGGUGCAAAGAGAGCUACAAAAAAGCGUUUUAAAAUUGCCAAGAGAGCUAAAAAGAGUUGUUUUAUAAUUGCCAAGAGAGCUACAAGGAGAAGUUCUAAAACUGCCAGUGGUACUAAAAAGAUAUGGUUUUCAACUGUGAACUUGGAGCAGAAUGUAAACUUAAAAUCACAUUUUGUUGGAGAGGUUCUACCUACCGAAUAUCAAAUUAGAGCUGCAAUGGCUGAUCCAGAAUCUUUUGAUUGUGUGCUUGGCUUGUCCCCUAUAGUGAAGUCUCGGAGGAAGAGAUCUAUCCAUCCUAAGAGGACCAAGUCUGCUUACGGGGAAGAAAACACAGAUCUAGAACCUUUAAGUCUUGCCUUAACUUUGCCUCCACUAGUCAUGUCCAAAAGGAAAAGAUCUAAAAAUAGUGAAAGAUCAACUGUUAUUCUAGAUUCCCUCUGCCUUACAUCAGAAAUAAGUGCAAUUAACAGGAUUGAACCUUUUAUAGAUACAUCAGCUUGCCCUGAAAUUCAAGGAUGCCCACAACAUGAAUAUCUGUGGCCUAAAGCAGAUAAAUCAGCUCGCAAUGAAAUUCAGGAAUGCCAACAACAUGAAGAUGUAUGGCCUAGAACAGAUAUAUCAGCUUGCAAUGAAAUCCAAGAAUGGCCACCGCAUGAAGAUCUGUGGCCUAGAACAGAUAAAUCAGCUUGCAAUGAAAUUCGAGAAUACCCACAACAUGAAGAUCUGUGGCGUAGAACAGAUAAAUCAGCUUGCAAUGAAAUUCGAGAAUACCCACAACAUGAAGAUCUGUGGCGUAGAACAGAUAAAUCAGCUUGCAAUGAAAUUCAAGAAUGCCUACGGCAUGAAAAUCUGUGUCCUAGAUCACAGAGUUCAACGGACUUGGAAUCCUUGGUUGCAUCACUUAUUCAGAGGUUAGAGAAUAUAAGAAUCUGCGAUCAGAGAACCUAUAGAAAAAGAAUAGCGAUCAGUAAGAAAAGAACCAGUAAUAAUGCUGGACAGCUUGUCUUGUGGAAUCCUUUUGGUCCAAUAACUGUUCACAAGGGAAAGUAUAAGCCCUUGAGACCAAAACUGCCCAAGGUUGAUAUUGAUACGGAGUCACUGCGAGUGUGGAAACUACUUAUAGAAAAUGAAGGUGAAAUUGAUGAAGACCUGGAUAAAGAGAAGGAGAUAUGGUGGGAGGAGCAAAGAAAAAUAUUUCAAGGAAGGGCGGUGUCAUUUAUUGCCCGCAUGCGUCUUGUCUUAGGUGAUAGGCGCUUUUCCCAAUGGAAAGGGUCCGUGGUAGACUCUGUGGUUGGCGUUUACCUAACACAAAAUGUAUCAGAUAAUCUUUCAAGCAAUGCCUUCAUGCUUCUUGCUUCAGCAUUCCCACCGCAAAAUAAGCAAGAAAUGACUACCCCACAAGGACAAGCUUUUAUGAUAAGAGAGGGAAUGCGAGAUUCAUUUGAAAGAGAAGUCUGUGCCAAUCAGAAUGAUCCUGGGUUUGCUGGUUCUUCUCGAAGUGCAAUGUCCAUAUGUAGGUCAAGCUUAGAUGAAUUAUCUUUUGUAGAUGAUAUACAUACAUCAGAAUAUUUGCCUACAUCUUAUAGACACUUACCUCACGUGGGGGACUGCAUAAAUGAGAGAUUGGAUGGAACUCGAGAGGAAAAAAAUAGACCUGAGGAUACUUGUGGAAGUCAGGUUACAGUCACUUGUUGCAGCUCAGAAGUGAUAAUCUCCACUGAGAGUGGUGACUGCAUAAAUGAGAGAUUGGAUGGAACUCGAGAGGAUACUUGUGGAAGUCAGGUUACAGUCACUUGUUGCAGCUCAGAAGUGAUAAUCUCCACUGAGAGUGGUGACUGCAUAAAUGAGAGAUUGGAUGGAACUCGAGAGGAUACUUGUGGAAGUCAGGUUACAGUCACUUCUUGCAGCUCAGAAGUGAUAAUCUCCACUAAGUGUGGUGACUGUAUAAAUGAGAGAUUGGAUGGAACUCGAGAGGAAAAAAUUAGGGCUGAGGAUACUUGUGGAAGUCAGGUUACAGUCGCUUCAUGCAGCUCAGAAGUGAUAAUCUCCGCUAACAGUGGUGACUGCAUAAAUGAGAGAUUGGAUGGAACUCGAGAGGAAAAUAAUAGAGCUGAGGAUACUUGUGGAAGUCAGGUUACAGCCACUUCUUGCAGUUCAGAAGUGAGAAUCUCUGCUAACAGUGGUGUCUGCAUUAAUGAGAGAUUGGAUGGAACUCGAGAGGAUGCUUGUGGAAGUCAGGUGACAGUCACUUCAUGCAGCUCAGAAGUGAUAAUCUCCGCUAACAGUGGUGACCACAUAAAUGAGAGAUCGGAUGGAACUCGAGAGGAGAAAAAUAUAGCUGAGCAUACUUGUGGAAGUCAGGUUACAGCCACUUCUUGCAGUUCAGAAGUGAUAAUCUCCGCUAAGAGUGGUGAUUUAGGAAAUGAAGCGGUCAAUUUGCCCAAGACAAUAUCGAGAAAGAAAGAUGAAUUCCCAAAAAGAGAAAUUGAUUGGGAUGAAUUGAGGAAAACCUAUUCUACUGGAAGAUCCGGUGUUCUUACCGAAAGAAAUAGGGAUUCUGUCAAUUGGGAAGCCGUUAGACAUGCAGAUGUUGAAAAGAUUUUUGAGCCAAUCAAAGGUCGAGGACAGGGUAAUGUUCUUGCUGCAAAGAUCAAGAAUUUUCUUAAUCGAUUGGUUGAAGAUCAUGGAAGCAUUGACCUUGAGUGGUUAAGAGAUGUCCCACGAGAUAAAGUGAAAGAAUACUUGUUGAGUAUAGAUGGGAUUGGACCGAAGAGUGUGGAUUGUGUUCGACUUUUGACACUUCGGAAUCUUGCUUUUCCUGUUGACAUAAAUGUUGCUCGAAUAGCAGUACGUCUAGGAUGGGUCCCUUUGCAACCACUACCUGAUGGCAUCCAGAUGCAUCUUCUGGAGAGGUACCCCCUGGAGAGUGACAUACAAAAGUACCUUUGGCCACGUCUUUGCAACCUUGAUCUGCUAACACUAUAUGAACUGCAUUAUCAUAUGAUCACAUUUGGAAAGGUUUUCUGUACGAAGAGAAGUCCAAACUGUAAUGCCUGCCCAAUGAGAGCCGACUGCAGACACUUUGCAAGUGCAUUUGCAAGUUCUAGGCUUCGCCUCCCAGGACCACAGCAGAAAGGAGUGGUCACCGUUAAGCAGCCUGUUAGAGUUGAUGAAGUCCCAAACAUGUGUCUGCCAUCACCAACUUUGUCCCUUUCUAGCAGAAGCUUCUUGGAGUCCAGGUUCCAGACUCAAGAUUGUGAGCCUAUCAUAGAAAUGCCAGCAUCUCCUGAGCAAAAACCUCUAGAAUCACUGGAACGAGACAUUGAAGACUUUCCUUAUGAGGUGGAGCAUGAGCAGGAGAUACCUACCAUCCGACUCAACACUGAAGAGUUUCGAGAAAAUGUCUUGAACUUUAUCAACAAGUCCAACACUACAGAGUUUCAAGAAAGUGUGUUGAACAUUGUUGAUGAGAUCAGUACAUUGAAUCGAGAUGAAGAAGUGUCAAAAGCCUUGGUUCUUUUGAAUCCAGUGUCUGCUUCACAUCCUGCUCGUAAACUGAAGUAUGAGAGUCGACUAAGGACUGAGCACUUAGUGUAUGAGCUUCCAGAUUCACAUCCUCUUUUGAGUGGGUUUGAGGAACGGGAGCCUGAUGACCCCUGCCCUUACCUUCUUGCCAUCUGCCGAACAGAGGAACUAGAACGACGUGAUGCAGAGAUAUGCUCAGGCAGUCCAAGUUCCUCCCAAUAUGAUCAGAUAGUUUAUGGAACUAUUUUGAUACCAUGUCGGACGGCGAACAGGGGAAGUUUUCCACUUAAUGGAACGUACUUUCAAGUUAAUGAGGUUUUUGCUGAUCAUGAGUCAAGCAAAAACCCAAUUCCUGUUCCGAGGACAUCAAUAUGGCAUUUGAGACGAAGAACUUUAUUGUGUGGAACUUCAGUUACGACCAUUUUUAAAGGCAUGUCAACAGAGGACAUUCAGUAUUGCUUUUGGAGAGGAUAUAUGACUGUGAGAGGAUAUGACAGAGAGCAGAGGGCACCCAGACCCCUCCAUGAUCGGUUCCAUUCAGGAUCAAAAAGUAAAAGAUAGUGAAUUCUGAUGAUUUGCAUUUAGAGGUGGCAAAAUGAUUUGAUAGGUGAUAAAAGCAUAAACUAUUUUUGAAAACCUGUACCCAUUUAUCAUUCGUUUAACAUAAUUUUCUUGUGAGAAUCAUGAUCGUCCUUUGAUGGAAAAGGUCAUCCUAGUCGCUCAUAUAGUUGCUAGAAUUGUUUCAUUCUUUUGCGAUUUCUAUUACUUGACAGGAUUUUCUUGUUGUAGUUAUUUCAAUCAUUGCUUUGAUCAUUUGGUUAGUCUAUUUUCCUGAUUAAGAGCUAUCCUGCCAAGUUAUAAGGACAUAACUUAUGCUAGAUCCUGGGAGACCUUUAUUCUCUGUGAAACAAAGGAAGAUAUCUAUUCUCAUUUGGGAUGCACUCAAAUCGUAUAUGACUUGAAAAAUAUCAAGGAAAAAGAUGGUGUAUGACUUGAGUGCCUUUAUUUAGGAGGAGUCGAACAUAUGUCAGUCAGCUCAUUGUCAUACAAAAUGUUUGAUGUAUUCUGGACAGUAUAAAGUUAUGGUUGUUUAUUCUU
Messenger RNA from Nicotiana tabacum (common tobacco), 6344 nucleotides. Its product is annotated as protein ROS1A. Gene Ontology annotation, biological process: base-excision repair; chromosomal 5-methylcytosine DNA demethylation pathway. Gene Ontology annotation, molecular function: DNA N-glycosylase activity; DNA demethylase activity; 4 iron, 4 sulfur cluster binding. Lineage: Eukaryota; Viridiplantae; Streptophyta; Magnoliopsida; Solanales; Solanaceae. The record is from RefSeq and is a predicted model, not a curated record.